Molecule: messenger RNA, 4570 nt
Organism: Nannospalax galili (Upper Galilee mountains blind mole rat)
Lineage: Eukaryota; Metazoa; Chordata; Mammalia; Rodentia; Spalacidae
Gene: Sema3e
Product: semaphorin 3E
Exons: 17
Coding region: 618-2945 (775 amino acids)
Biological process (GO): positive regulation of cell migration; neural crest cell migration; axon guidance
Molecular function (GO): semaphorin receptor binding; chemorepellent activity
Source: RefSeq, a predicted model, not a curated record
CGAGCCGCAGAGAUGGAGCGGGGCACGUGGGCCGGAGACACUUCCUAGAAACGCGCGCAAGGCUCAACCCUGCCUGAACUUUGCUGUAAACAGCGCGCUGACAGACGGCAUCCCUGCUGGGUGGAUCCAGUGCUCCUGGCGCGAGUCGCACUUCUUGCUAUUAAUUAGCGGGAGGAGAGGUGAAAUAAAACUAGCUGCUCGGCAAGUCAGUGCAGGAGGCUGACUUCUGGGAGGCUGGGGAAGGGCUCGCGGGAGGCUGCGCGUCUGCUCCGGGUGUUUUCUCAAUGAAUCGCUGGCCGGGAGACUGAAGUCAGUCCCAGCCUCCUCCUCACCCCCUGGGCUAGCUGACGGCGACCGCGACAGCCAGGAUCCCCCGCGGAAGACGCGCUCCUUGGAAUGCCCUCGCGCUCCCCGCUUCUGUCCCAAGGAAAGAAAGGCUUUCCGGAUCCAAACACUGCCCAGCAAAUGGCACUUGGGAAUGGUGCUUUCUGAUGACAACCCCUUCUGUUUGUGACAAAGCCUGUCGCCCUCAGCUGCCCCUGGAGAGAAGUCCUAAGUAAAACUCAGUCCCGCCUUAAACUGAGGCUGGGAGGACUGCAGGGGAGACAGCAAGCACCAUGGCACCCACCGGACGCGUCGUCACCCUGCUGCUUUGGGCUCAUCUGCUGGAGCUCUGGACCCCGGGUCUCACGGCGGACCCCUCCUACCCCAGACUACGCCUGUCACAUAAAGAACUCUUGAAACUGAACAGAACAUCAAUAUUUCAUAGCCCUUUUGGAUUUCUUGAUCUUCACACAAUGCUGCUGGAUGAAUAUCAAGAACGACUCUUCGUAGGAGGCAGAGACCUUGUCUAUUCCCUGAACUUGGAACGGAUCAGCGAUGGCUACAAAGAGAUUCACUGGCCCAGUACAGCAGUAAAAAUAGAAGAGUGCAUAAUGAAAGGGAAAGAUGCUAGUGACUGUGCAAAUUAUGUUCGGGUUUUGCAUCAUUAUAACAGGACACAUCUUCUGACCUGUGCUACUGGGGCCUUUGAUCCACUUUGUGCCUUCAUCAAAGUUGGGUACCAUUUAGAGGACCCCUUGUUCUACCUGGAAUCAUACAGAUCUGAGAAAAUAAGGGGCAGAUGUCCUUUUGACCCCAGCUCCUCCUUCGUCUCCACUCUAAUUGGCAGCGAACUGUUUACCGGUCUCUACAGUGACUACUGGGCCAGAGACUCUGCAAUCUUCCGAAGCCUGGGGCGGCUAACCCACAUUCGCACUGAGCAUGACGAUGAGAGGCUGCUGAAAGAACCAAAGUUUGUAGGUUCAUAUAUGAUUCCUGAUAAUGAAGACAGAGAUGACAACAAAGUGUACUUCUUUUUCACUGAGAAGGCGCUGGAAGCAGAGAACAAUGUCCACACAAUAUAUUCACGAGUGGGCCGACUGUGCGUGAAUGAUGUGGGAGGCCAGAGAACAAUGGUAAACAAGUGGACCACAUUCCUGAAAGCAAGACUGGUUUGCUCAGUACCAGGAAUGAAUGGAAUUGACACAUAUUUUGAUGAACUAGAGGAUGUGUUUUUGCUGCAUACAAGAGAUCAUAAGAACCCAGUGAUAUUUGGACUGUUUAACACCACCAGUAAUAUAUUCAGGGGACAUGCUAUAUGUGUCUAUCAUAUGUCAAGUAUCCGGGCAGCCUUUAAUGGCCCAUAUGCACACAAAGAAGGACCUGAAUACCACUGGUCGCUGUAUGAAGGAAAAGUCCCGUACCCAAGACCUGGUUCUUGUGCCAGCAAAGUGAAUGGAGGGCGCUAUGGAACCACCAGGCAGUACCCUGAUGAAGCCAUUGGAUUUGCAAAGAACCACCCCCUAAUGUACCAGCCCAUAAAGCCUACUCAUAAAAAGCCAAUACUGGUAAAAACUGACGGGAAAUAUAACCUGAAGCAAUUGGCAGUAGAUCGAGUGGAAGCAGAGGAUGGCCAGUAUGAUGUUUUAUUUAUUGGAACAGAUACAGGAGUUGUGUUGAAAGUAAUCACAAUUUACAACCAAGAAACAGAAUCAAUGGAAGAAGUUAUUCUUGAAGAACUUCAGAUAUUUAAGGAUCCAGUUCCUAUCAUUUCUAUGGAAAUUUCUUCAAAGAGACAACAGCUCUACAUUGGAUCAGCCUCUGCUGUGGCUCAAGUCAGAUUCCAUCACUGCGACAUGUAUGGUAGUGCUUGUGCUGACUGCUGUCUGGCUCGAGACCCUUACUGUGCCUGGGAUGGCAUAUCCUGCUCCCGGUACUACCCAACAGGUACACAUGCAAAAAGACGGUUCCGCAGACAAGAUGUUCGGCAUGGCAACGCUGCCCAGCAGUGUUUCGGACAGCAGUUUGUUGGAGAUGCUUUGGAUAAAACUGAAGAGAGACUGGCUUAUGGCAUAGAGAACAACAGUACUUUGCUGGAAUGCACCCCACGAUCUUUACAAGCAAAAGUCGUCUGGUUUGUACAGAAAGGACGUGAAACAAGAAAGGAAGAGGUGAAGACAGAUGACAGAGUGGUUAAGAUGGACCUGGGUUUACUCUUCCUCAGGGUACACAAAUCAGAUGCUGGGACCUAUUUUUGCCAGACAGUAGAGCACAGCUUUGUCCACACAGUGCGUAAAAUCACCUUGGAAGUAGUGGAAGAGGAUAAAGUCGAGGAAAUGUUUAAUAAAGACCAUGAAGAGGACAGACCUCACAGGAUGCCUUGUCCUGUCCAAAGCAGUUUCCCCCAGGGGGUGAGACCUUGGUACAAGGAAUUCUUGCAGCUGAUUGGCUACAGCAACUUCCAGAGAGUGGAAGAAUACUGUGAAAAGGUAUGGUGUACAGAUAAGAAGAGGAAAAAGCUUAAAAUGUCCCCAUCUAAAUGGAAGUAUGCCAACCCACAAGAAAAGAAGGUCCGGUCUAAACCUGAGCAUUACCGCCUGCCCAGGCAUGCACUGCACUCCUGAGGGGGGAGCCAUUUCCUGGCUGCUGAAGAAUUUGAGACCUUUCUGGGGGAAAAAGAAGAAAGCAUCCACUUCUUUGCAUUACAUUAAAAGAGACUUCUGUAGUACAGAAAAAUAAUAAAGGUGUUAUAAGUUAUCUACAUACCCAUCUGACUGUGUAAAGUUCUCGCAAUACUAAUUUUUAAACAAGUGCAAGUGUAUUCCUUAAAAGGCUUCACAAUAUAUAUCAAAAGUGACAAUAGCUGUAGUUUUUAUUUUGAGCUGCUUUUCAAUGGAACUUAUUUUAUUAUUGGAAGAUUUAAUAUAAUUAGAUUAUUGAAGGAACAGUUAACAGGAUUUUCAUAAUCAUAGAAAAUAUAAAAAUGUCUGCUUUAUUCUUUCUGAAUAUUUCCUUACAACCAUAAGGUGAAAUGCACACACUAUCAGAUAUUUUAGGAUUAUUUUGUGAUCUUUCUGUAUGUUGGGGGCUCAAAAAUGCUAAUUUUUUUUAAAGUCACGAGUUUUAAAUAGCAGUUGUGUUGUGGUUCAUGCAAACUAAUCAUAAAAGAUAUCUGUGACGGGUCACUCUGUGGCUUGUAUAUUCACUAGGCUAUAUUCAAAAUCCAUCUGAUUUGUAAAGAAAACAUAUACUUCAAAUUUGACUGCAGUGUGGAAGGAAAGAAGACAACCGCUCAGAAAGCUAUCAAAGAAAUUUCAAGACAUGAAUGCAGAAUUCAAACAAAAGGGAGGCCUGUGCUGCCCUCUUGUGGUAGUCAAAGGCAUCUUCUCAUAUAUUUCUUUUUCUACAAUUAAAAAGAGAUUCUCAUAUUUAGUCCAUUUUUAGAAGACUGGCUAAAUUUUAAAAAUUAUACUUAUUUCAUAACUUAAUAUGGAAGUGACAUGCUUAUUCAUAAAAAUCAGGAAUGAAGAUGUUACAGCACUCGAGUUCUUUAAAAACUUUUAACUUCGAGUUUUUGAAUCUUCCUUGAAAUCCAAGAUAUUCUGGAAUUUUCUAUUUAUAAAAGAAUUAUUAAAACAUUUUCUUUCAAAAAAUAAAUCUUCCUAUUUUAUGUUAACAAAAAUCAUUUCAUGAAUUGAUUUUACUACUGAGAUCUUCAGAGAAUUGUCUUUCUUAUAUAAAUAUUAUCAACUAUUUAUUCAGAAUGUUUGUUUCCUGAAGUCCUUCCUCUUUGUGUUUUAAAGAGUUAUCUAUUACCUUUCUAAAACUAUGAUCUUUCCAAGACUUUUCACUUAAAUAAACAGUAAAAGUGGACUGUACAUAAAACAAUUACGAAUAAUUAUUCAGAUAUUAAAUUUAAAUAUUUAAUUCAACUUUUAAAACUAUCUCAGUGGGCUAUGUGAUUAAGAAUAUAAAUUUUUGAGAACUUCUAAUGUGUUAUAUUUCAUUCUAAGAUUAAAAAGUACAUGAAAAUUCCAAGGAAGUUUUUAAGUCCAUAAGUUUCAAAACAUCUGGCUUAUACUGAUACUAGUAUGAAGGGAAAUCUUGCAUCCUCUGCUCAACCCACUUGUUCCUCCCAGAAUCCCAUGGGGGCCAUUGCUGCUUCCCAUCAACAGUAAUUGAGAUAAGCAUGUAUUCAGGGUUUUUUAAAAUACUGGGUUCAUUUAAAAAAAAAAAAAAAAAAAAAAAA